AUGCAUCUCACUCUCGCCUUGGCCGCCUUGUUCGGACAGACCUUGGCGUCCACGCUCACCGACGCACCUCCAGCUACCAACUCAUCCGCGCUGGAACGCCGGCACAUUGAAAUGGUAUUUCCACCCCAGAGGAACUUUGACAAUCAGGAAUGGGGACACUUCAACCCGCUUGCGCCCGAUGGCUCCAACUACCCUUGCCGUCCCCGCAAAGGCCUCCAGCUCAAGGUAAAAGGCAGUCCCACCCACUUUACCGCUGGAGUCAAGUUCGAAGUCAAGUUUGCGGGCGAGGAGGGCAAAGGUGCAGUCCACGGUGGCGGCUCUUGCCAGUUCUCACUCUCCAAGGGUCACUCGCCAAAAAAGGACACUAGGUUUUAUGUCAUCAAAUCCAUCGAGGGAGGCUGUCCCAAGAGAAAUUCGGAUGGCAACCUGAAACCUGGCGAGGAGCCCGACAAGUACGAGGUUGAGAUUCCACCACAGUUUGAACCUGGUGACUGGGUCUUCGCCUGGACGUGGAUCAACCGCAUCGGCGGCGAGCCCGAGUACUACAUGAACUGCUCGCCCAUCAGGAUUGUUGCCGGGGCUGAGAAGUCCAGCUUGCAGCGUCGCAGGGAACAGGGCCCGCCCAAGGAAAAAGAGGCUGCUCCCGAGGCGAAGCAGCCCGGUACCAGCGAUGCAGAGCCAGGGCCCAAGGGGAAGGAACAGGGUGCAUCGGAGAAGGGGAACGCUCCCAAAGAGACCAAGAAGCCCAGCCCCAGCGGGAAAGAGCUUGGCGGCAUCGCCCAAUACCCUGGCGUCUUUAUGGCCAACCUUGGCGAAGUGAGUGGAGGCUGCACCACCACGGCGGCCCUGAGGGCGCAAAAAGCCAUCUUGUAUCCUCACCCGGGCAACAUUGUCGAACGCGGCAACGGCGAUGCGGACCCGAAGCUAAUCACCCAGCCAUGCGACGGCAACCCUCACAACAAGAAUAGGUAA
Molecule: messenger RNA, 972 nt
Organism: Pyricularia oryzae 70-15
Lineage: Eukaryota; Fungi; Ascomycota; Sordariomycetes; Magnaporthales; Pyriculariaceae
Exons: 1
Coding region: 1-972 (323 amino acids)
Source: RefSeq, a predicted model, not a curated record